Dibothriocephalus latus is the source of this 576-nucleotide messenger RNA. The record is from the annotation of a GenBank genome assembly. NCBI's taxonomy places the organism in Eukaryota, Metazoa, Platyhelminthes, Cestoda, Diphyllobothriidea, Diphyllobothriidae.
AUGGUUGGCCGCUUUCGUUCAAAAAACAAACGCAACUACGAUGUCACAACUUUCUACAACUCCAGCGACGAGGAGCCGUACGAUGAAUUGAUGAAGGAUCUGAUUAAGUCCAAACGAAAAAUCAAAAGGCUUGCCAAAGAUAAGGCCCCAAAGCCCGAAAAACGUGAAAGGUUGACGCAGAAGGAACGAGCAGAACGCGUCUCCAACAUCAUCGACCUUGUUUUGGCGGAAACAAGUGUGAAGAACGCUGUCUCCCCAUCGUCUCCCGCUGCUGUUACUGCUGCUGGCGCGACUUCAUCUUCUUCCCAAGGCGGUGGGACCGAAACCCCUGUCGUUGUCAAGCCGGCGUUGCCGCCUUCCGGUCGAUCUGCAAACCAGCAAUCAAUACUCUCCAGGAUGAUAGAUGACAUUGGCAGUUGUGUCGUCACUCCACCAAGGGAGGUUCCAGAAUCUCUUUAUGCACAGUACAAAAACGCUGUUGUUAAUAUUACACCACUGGAAGCUUCCUCCUCCGCCAACCUCCUGAAAUUGACUGAUUCGCGACCCUCAGAUUCCUUCCUGAAACCUAUCCCUUGA